GACAUCACCUUGAUAUGAUACCUUUCCUUGAUACUUCUUCAGGAGAGAACUUCAAGGCUUCUCGUCAGCCGGAUCACAAACGUUAACCUUCGUGUCCCAUUUAUCGCCAAUCUCAGAAGGUCAUCGUUUGAUCGAAGAGGAGAUUAUCAAACAGGUUUCAAACGACAUUUGAUAAAUGUCAUCAGGUACAGCACUUCGCGAAUACGUGGCUGUAGGAGCUGCAGCUGCUGCGGCGCUGUGUGCAUAUGGUCUCUGGAAUUUAAUCUUCGGGGAGAAGCCAGACCCUCCUAAACGCAGUUGGGCAGAUCGAGAUGCAUACUGGGAUGACUACAUGACAGGCGGGUACAUCAAGGAUAAUCAUGACCCCUGUGAUAACUACUAUGUGACAGGGCCUGUGUAUGUGAAGAAAGUUACUUCUACUCCUGCACAAAAGCAACUCACGACAGGCAAAGCUGCUGGUGCAAGUCAACCUUCCAAAGUCAAAGGAAAGAAGAAGACAGCAAAAGGAGGAGGGGACAGGCUACCAACAGAAUGGAGGGAGGUAUUUGAGAGUGAGAUUUGUGCAGCAUUUGCAGAAGAAUGGACCUUAACCAAAGUUCGAACCUUACCCAACAUCAAUGAAGCCAGAGUUGACCAGUGGAAACAGUUCACUGACAAAGCCAAGGUCAAGUUUCAGUGCAGACAUUGCAGAGCCAGCUGGACCUCCUUAAAGGGGCAAGUAAUCUUCCACUACCGCUUGGUGAAGCCAAGGAACUACAAAGGCGAAGUGAAAAUGUUCCUACCAGGGCAGGCAUGCAAAGCUUGCAACAAGUCACGGACCUGUGAGCCGGAAGCUCCCAAGUGGUACAGAGAUGAGAUGGUCAAAGUGAUACAGAAUCUUCGAAACAAGAUCUAUGAAAAGUAUUACCCUGGUGGAGAACAUUAUUCAAAGAGGUUGAAUACGAGUCAGAGAACAGGGAACAUGACCAGCAGCCACGAGGCUGCCCUCUGUGAGGCGUGUCAGCUGGGGGUGUGUGGGAGAAUGAAAAGGGACUAAUGAAGGCAUCUCUAUCCUUGCACAUUUACAUGUAUGAAACCGCUUUAGGCCUUUGGAUAUACAAUUUUGUUUUGUGUGACAUUUUGAAGCAAAGACACAGAAGUUUGUACAUAUAUGUAUGACGGUUAGAUACAUUUAUACAUGUACCUGGACACAGAGCUUAAAGCUUUAUGAAUCAUCAAAACAUAUAAAUGGAGCAGAAAGUGUGAAAUGUGCCUGAGAGUACUCCAUUUACAAUUGUACAUAUAACAUUAUAUACAUGUUCUCAUAAGUUAUAUUACUAGUAUCUCUCUCUCAUAUACAUAACAGUUGUAUAGACAUUUAUAGCUGGACACAGAUCUAAAACUUGAUUAUUGAAGCAUC
Branchiostoma belcheri (Belcher's lancelet) is the source of this 1399-nucleotide messenger RNA. Its product is annotated as receptor-transporting protein 4-like. Gene Ontology annotation, biological process: protein insertion into membrane; protein targeting to membrane. Gene Ontology annotation, molecular function: olfactory receptor binding. Lineage: Eukaryota; Metazoa; Chordata; Leptocardii; Amphioxiformes; Branchiostomatidae. The record is from RefSeq and is a predicted model, not a curated record. Bases 176 to 1036 code for a protein of 286 amino acids. The transcript is spliced from 4 exons.